GCUUUCCAGCCAUCCAGCCCAUCUCCUCUUCAGCCCCAGGGUCCAGCAAAGUCCAACAGCAUCGUGACUGUCACUGGCAUAUCCCUGUGCCUGUUCAUCAUCAUUGCCACCGUGCUCAUCACGCUGUGGAGGAGGUUCGGCCGCCCCGCCAAGUGCAGCACCCCUGCUCGACGCAGCUCCCUCCACUCCCCCGGUUUCCGGAAGAACUCGGACGAGGAGAACAUCUGCGAGCUGAGCGAGCAGCGCGGGAGCUUCUCAGAUGGGGGAGACGGGCCCACGGGGAGUCCGGGGGACACGGGCAUCCCUCUGACCUACAGGCGGAGCGGGCUGGGGCCUCCCGAGGACGAUGCCUCUGGCAGCGAGAGCCUCCAGUCCAACGCCCAGAAGAUAAUCCCCCCUCUGUUCAGCUACCGCCUCGCCCAGCAGCAGUUAAAGGAGAUGAAAAAGAAAGGUCUGACGGAAACCACGAAAGUGUACCACGUGUCUCAGAGUCCCCUGACAGACACUGCCAUUGACGCGGCCGCCAGCGCCCCCUUAGACUUGGAAAGCCCAGAAGAAGCUGCAGCAAACAAGUUCCGGAUCAAAUCCCCAUUUCUGGAGCAGCCUGCGGUCAGCGCUGGGGAAAGGCCUCCCUCCAGGCCGGAUCUAAGUGUGACGCAGGCCAGUUGUGCCAUAAGCCCCAGCCAGACUCUGAUCCGCAAGUCACAGGCGAGGCACGUGGGCAGCAGAGGGGGCCCGUCCGAGAGGAGCCAUGCCAGGAACGCGCAUUUCAGGAGGACAGCGAGUUUCCAUGAAACCAGGCAGGCCCGGCCGUUCCGAGAGAGGAGCAUGUCCACUCUGACUCCACGGCAGACGCCCGCCUACAGCUCUAGGACGCGGACCUGGGAGCAGACAGACGACAGAUCUAGGCCUCCGAGUCGAGACGCCCACCUGUUUCCUGAGAGGCUGGAGCAUUCCCAUGGGGCAGGUGGAACCGGUGGCCCAUUAAGCCCUCUCCCUAAAUGCUACACUUUGGGGCAGCCCUUGGGAAAACCAGACCUUGGGGAUCGCCAGGCAGGAUUAGUGGCAGGAACUGAGAGAACAGAGCCUCACAGAGCUCGUCGGGGACCGUCCCCCAGUCACAAGAGUAUCUCAAGGAAACAGUCUUCUCCCAUAUCCCCCAAAGAUAGCUACCAGAGGGUCAGUCCUCUGAGCCCUUCUCAGUGUUGGAAAGACAAGUGUCAAAGCUUCCCGGCUCACCCCGAGUUUGCCUUCUAUGACAAUACGUCAUUUGGCCUCACUGAGGCUGAGCAGAGGAUGCUGGACCUCCCAGGAUAUUUUGGGUCAAAUGAAGAGGAUGAAACCACAAGUACACUUAGCGUGGAGAAGCUGGUAAUCUAGACUGAGAGUCUGCCUGAGCUUUACACAGCUGGGGUCUGCAACUCAAGUUCUGUAGACUUUUGUGUAACUAUUUGUGCCAUAGGACACAAUGUGAUGAAGUAGCACACACAGAGGACGACGUGUGUGUAUGCAUGUGUUUCAAGUCACAAGGAAGAAAUUAUUUAUCUCGAGCUUUUCCUUUGUUAUUCAAUUUCUAUUGGUUUAUUACUAAUAACAAUGAUAAUAAAAUGUAAACAAGAGCAAA
Messenger RNA from Callithrix jacchus (white-tufted-ear marmoset), 1624 nucleotides. The record is from RefSeq and is a predicted model, not a curated record. Lineage: Eukaryota; Metazoa; Chordata; Mammalia; Primates; Cebidae.